Molecule: messenger RNA, 1220 nt
Organism: Cololabis saira (Pacific saury)
Lineage: Eukaryota; Metazoa; Chordata; Actinopteri; Beloniformes; Belonidae
Gene: iyd
Product: iodotyrosine deiodinase
Exons: 6
Coding region: 289-1185 (298 amino acids)
Molecular function (GO): oxidoreductase activity
Source: RefSeq, a predicted model, not a curated record
CUCUAUAUCUGCUUUCAGGCAUAGUCUUGUAUUGAAUGAACGGUAAGCUAUUUGUUUAGCCCAGCAGCUGGAUCCAUAAUGUUUCUAAUGUAGAGCGAGGCUGCGCGUAAUACACUCGCCGGCCGAUUUAUUAUGGAGAGCAACUUGUUCAUGUGCCAGAUACCUGACUCAGCAGAAAGAUCCACUCCAGAUAAGUGUUUUAUGGCUCCGGGUCUGCACUGAGCUGAGGUACGCCGACUCAACAGUGCUCUGGCCGUGUGCUCCUCUCCUCUCUGCACUCGGGCAGUCAUGGCUCUCCUGUCCAUCCUCACGCCCGUCCUAGCGGCGAUCCUGUGCUUGGUGAUAGGCUUCAUGAUGGUGAAAUCUCAACAGUCCGAGGCCCCCACUACAGCUGAGGGCAAAACUAAAGGGGCCUCAAAAACGCCCGUUAGACCGUGGGUGGACCAGGACUUACAGGAUGAUUCUGAAAUCACAACAGGAGGAGGAGAUGAUAAUGACUGGGAUGACAGCAAUGAAGAGGAGGACCUUGCCCAUGUGCCUUACUCACCACCUCGUUACCUAGAGGAAAAGAUGCUGCAGAGAUCCAAGGAUUUUUACACCUUGAUGAACCAGCGGAGGACUGUCCGGUUCAUCAGCCCCGAGCCAGUGCCACGAGAGGUCAUCGACAAUGUCAUCCUCACCGCAGGUACGGCUCCCAGUGGAGCACACACAGAGCCGUGGACGUUUGUUGUGGUGUCAGAUCUGGAUAUGAAGCAUCAGAUCAGACUCAUAGUGGAGGAGGAGGAGGAGAUGAACUACCGCCAGAGGAUGGGGGAUAAGUGGGUCACUGAUCUGGCCAAGUUAAGGACAAACUGGAUUAAGGAGUAUUUGGAUGUUGCUCCAUAUCUGAUCCUCAUCUUCAAACAGACCUAUGGGAUGGUGCCAAACAGCAAGAAGAAGACACACUAUUACAAUGAAAUCAGUGUGUCCAUAUCCUGCGGGAUCCUGCUGGCUGCCCUUCAGAACGUGGGUCUUGUCACCGUCACAUCGACACCCCUGAACUGCGGUCCUCAGCUCAGGCACCUCCUCAAACGGCCCGUCAACGAGAAGCUGCUGAUGCUUCUCCCUGUGGGUUAUCCUGCCACUGAUGCCACUGUGCCGGAUUUGAAACGCAAGCGUCUGGAUGAUAUUAUGGUGAAAAUCUAAACAAAUCAAUUUGCGGAGAAAAUAAAAUCUUAAAA